AUGGCCAUUGCGAGAUCCACCUCUGCCGCCCCGAAAGGCAACGCUUUCGUUGGAACCGAAGGGAUUUAUAACCUCCCGCACCAUAAACGGGAGAUCGACCGUCUCCAACGGCAGCACAACUUCAUUCUGUCAUCCACAGGAGGCCUUCUCCUGAGCAUGCCUGUGGAGACCAAUGCUACACUGAGGAUUCUGGACGCUGGUGCAGCGGACGGUAAGUGGAAAGGAGGGAGCCCUUCUAGCGUCAGGAUAAUUCCGUUGACUCAUGAUGCUGGAGUAGGAACCUGGCUUCGUUCUCUAGCACAGCACUAUCCCAACCAGAAAUGGUCCCUUCAUGGCAUCGACAUUGGCUCCGCGCUUUUCCCGCCCCCAUCUGCAGACGGUCCGAUUGUGGAUCUUCAGAAGCAUGAUAUCCGGGAGCCAAUUCCAAAGCAUCUGCACCUACCAGAAAGCUUCGACAUCGUUCAUCAACGUUAUCUUAUAUGGGGCCUGAAAAGCUCGGAAUGGCCACAGGCCGUGGGAAACUUGCGUUCAGUGUUGAAGCCUGGAGGCUGGAUUCAGCUCGUGGAAGCCCAAUGGGUAGAUCGUGACACACCAUUUGAUCCUGUUAAGUUCCCUACCCUUGCCAAGAUGACGGAGUUCCAAAGGUGGAGCACUGCUGCUUUCGGGAUGAAUGCUUAUAUUGCUUAUGAACUGGAGGAUUUGCUCAGUGACCUGGGGUUUAGGAACAUUAAGAAAACAUCGUUCGCUUUGGGGUAUGGUGCCAUGGCUAGAGAGGAGCAGUGGAAAGUGACCUCUGCUCAUAUAUUGGUGGAAGGAUUCCGCAGCCUCGGGCAUAAAAUGCCCCCUGGCGGUAUCCCUGGGGUGGCAAGAACCCCGGCUGAGUACGAUGCUUUCUUGGACGAGUUGCGGGACGACGUGAUAAAGCAUGGAUAUGCGCCGCAGCUGAAUAUUGUCAUUGGGCAGAAGCCCUCGGAACGGGCUUUAGCCUCACUCUGA
This is a messenger RNA of Aspergillus luchuensis, 996 nucleotides long. RefSeq lists its product as uncharacterized. Lineage: Eukaryota; Fungi; Ascomycota; Eurotiomycetes; Eurotiales; Aspergillaceae. Gene Ontology annotation, molecular function: methyltransferase activity. The transcript has a single exon. The coding region runs from base 1 to 996 and encodes 331 amino acids. The record is from RefSeq and is a predicted model, not a curated record.